AUGAACUUCCCUCCAUCAAUGACAACAAUACAAGAAACCCAACAACACGGCAGCAACAACAAUAACAACAACAUCAGUAGCAAUGCCAAUAGUGUUACUGGUGCCGGAGCAGGGGGAGGCGGUGGCGGUGGCGGUGGUAAUAAUAGCACACACAACAGUACAACGUCAGCAAUGGUUGAUGGUGAUAUGGGUGGUGACAACAAUAGCCAACACUUGCCCAAUAGUAUGGGCCUCGAGGAACGCAGUGUCAUAAUCGAACAGAAAGAUGUAAAUCGCAGUCGACUGUAUUUGAGUGCAAGGGCAGAUAGCAGUGGUGGUGGGGGCCAGCUGCUGCCCACAACGACGACGACGACAAUAAUUAAACAAUCACCCACAUCACCACCUAAUCCAAUGGAUGUUCAACCGCCCGCAGCAGCCCAUCCACAUCAUACAACUCAACAUCAUAAUUCAGCACAUCAUCAUCAAAGUCUUGGCCAAAAUGCCGAAGGUCUAUACUCAGCGGCAGCAGCAAAUGAUAGUCAUGCGAGUGCAAAUUUAGGCGACAACAUGGAUUUAUCAACAACAUCGUCACAGCAACAUCAGCAGCAUCCCCACCAUCAAUCUCACCACCACCCCCUGCACUCACAGCAUGCUAAUUUGAGACUAAGCAAUAGUUCAACAAAUCCCAGCAGCCAUCUUUUGGAUAAUUGUCCUUCGACGACGACGAAUAUCGGCUCAUCGUAUUCCUCAAUACAACGGCAUAAACAGGAAUUACCUUUACCCCUAACCACCUCCUUGGCCGAGUGUCAACUUACGCCCACAGCAACCAAUGAUGAAGAAAUGGUUUUGGCAGGCCAUUCUGCCUUGGGCGGUGUUGGCGUUGUUGUUGAACGUCCUCCCCCACCAUCAUAUCAUGCCACCACAGUGGCAGCGGCAGCAGCUGCUGCUGCAGCAGCCAAAAUUUACAAUCCCAAUUCGUCGUCAUCAUCGUCGGGUGCAACUGCAACUGAUAUGGAUACAAUAGCCGCGGCAGCCACUGAAGCAUUAAAUGCUGCCAACCCCGCCCGUCUCAGUGCCUAUGAACAAUUUCUGAAACUUUCAGCCCAGGAAUAUACAACGGCAGCGGCUGAGAAUGCAGCUCUUAAUUUAAGUUCAGCAGCAGCUGCAGCGGCAGCCAUGGCCGCGGCAGUGGUCAAUGCAACUGGUGGUGCCGUGGCGGGAGCUGUAAGUACAACAACGGGCGUUGUUGCUUCACCCCUAGUUGCGGCAGGUGGCGGUCUAGGGAGUGGUGGUGUUGUUGUUGGUAGCAAUAGUAGUGUAUUAGGUAAUAGUAAUAGUAUUGGUCAUAGCAAUAGCAGUAGUUCUACGGUGUUGCUAAGCACUGCAACGAGUAAUAAUAAUAAUGAUUUGUCCAGUUCACAUCAUCAUAAUUGUGAACGUAAUUAG
Molecule: messenger RNA, 1425 nt
Organism: Musca domestica (house fly)
Lineage: Eukaryota; Metazoa; Arthropoda; Insecta; Diptera; Muscidae
Product: serine/threonine-protein kinase minibrain-like
Exons: 2
Coding region: 1-1425 (474 amino acids)
Source: RefSeq, a predicted model, not a curated record